AGACUGUCCACCAAACUGAAAAAAUCUUCAGAAUUUAAAGCACAAAUUUGCGUAUUUUCUUCCCUCUCCGGUCAUCAAUACAAUGACUGAUAUCGUUGACUUCCUUAAUCCUCCCUCAUCCUGUCAAAAUCAGCUGAUCAAGCCAGUAGUGAGCACCGCUGCUCCCCUAUCGAGCGGUCGCCAGUACGGGUGUCAAAAUAAACCCGCGUGAAUGUGAAAACCCGACUCCCCUGUCUCCAUAAAACAUCAAAAUCUCUCAAGGAAUCACGAGCUGCGGUGGAAAAGAAACAAAUCACGAGAAUCAAGAGGCAUUUUCACGAGUGAAAAUCAAAGCUGAACGACCAGAUGCCGGAAAAUCUACCUCGAGUCUCACACACUUCAAUAUGGCUGCGGAAAUCAAUAAUGAGAGUAACUCAUCAGAGGAUAGAAGAGCAUUCGACACAACUUCGUUGAAUAAACGUCUGUACAUAUGUCUCAUGUAUCAAUUCAGAGUAGCAAAUUAUUAAGAUAAAUAAUAUAUCUUUUUGAUUUACUGUAUUUGAACGAGUUUAACGAGUGAUUGAAUAAAUUAUCGAUAAGAAUAAUGAGUGAUCAUGAUGUGGAAUGACAGAAUAUAAAUCCAAAGUGUUAAUUUUCACAAUUAGAAUUGUUUAUUUCAUCAGCAGUUCGAUCUAGAGUAAUGACGAAUAGAUUUUCAACUGAAUGAGUGAAUAAAUUCCUUAAUAAUAUCAUAUAUUUUUGAAAAAUAGAAAGAUAAUUAACAUAAUUACAAUAACAACAAGAAACGUCGAUUGAGGAGGCUAUUUAAUGUCCAUUUACUAUGGACUUAUUUCUGAUGCUCAUUCUGGCUGUGAUUACAUUUAUUUGCGGUAUAAUAUGUACUCUGGUCGUGGAAUUUUAUAUACUGAAGAUUUAUGUCGAGUCAGCACCACCAGCAAAACCACCAGGCAAACCACCGCCGCAUGGAAAAGCCGAAUUACCUGAUGAAUUGGUGAAGGAUAUCAAUAAGGAGAGACAGCAUUCCAGCAGACAAAAUUUACAGGGAAAUGAAAAUUUAGCUAUUAAUCUGACACUUCAGUUUCUGUUCAAUGAGCUGAGGAAUGCUGAACGAGUGAGAUUGUGGAUGUACAGGAAGUUGAAUAAUGAAUUUAAGGAGUUACUUACGCAAACUACUACUGGUCGUCUGUUUGAUAGUGUUCAGUUACGUGAUUUAGACCUUGGUACGCAGUUUCCUAUGAUCAAGGGUCUCGAAGUGGCCGAUUCAGUAAUCAAUCGAGACACUGGAUUGCUUGAGACUCUCGAUCUCUCGUUGGAUCUCCAUUACUCCGGUAAUUUCCAACUGUCUAUAGAUGUGAAAAUGUUACUUGGAAAGACUGCCUACUUAUCACUUCAGGUUAAGAGAGUUAGUGGGAGAGCUAGACUUCAGUUUACCAGAAUUCCGUAUACUCACUGGUCGCUGAGCUUCUACUCCGAUCCAAUACUCGAACUGGAAGUUCAAUCUCAGUUUCAAGGACGUCAAUUGCAGCCCCAGAUAGUAUCUCUCAUUACGGGUCAAAUUAGACGGGCAAUUAGGAGGAAACACACACUACCAAGAUACAAAAUGCGGUACAAACCAUUCUUCCGACGAUUGAAUGAUGAGGACAUUGAUCUAUCGGAGGUUGUCACAGCCCAACUGACACCUGGUCUUCUGGAGGUCGCCUUGAUCGAGGUAGGCAGACUCCAUCUUCCCCCGAGUGUGUUCCCAGCCGAAGAACUAUCGCAAGUCGAUAUCUACUGCACCAUCAGCGUCGACUCCACCCCCUGGGUGUACCUGACCCAGUACGGAGGGAUUCCCUACAUGGUCCUAGACCUCAUAAUCAGCAAGCCGAGUUCCCAUCAGCUCGGUGUCGUUUUCAAACAAGAAGUCAUUCCCGAAAUCGGUCAAAAUUGCGUCGUAGUCGAGACUAUAGUCUCAGGAAGUCCAGCAGCAAUUGCAGAGAUGAAAAAGUCCGAUAUUCUGGUCUCCGUUGAUGGUAAAAAAAUUUCCAACAUGACACAGGUGGGAAAAUUGGUGAAGAGUGCAGCCCAACGGAGGUUUAUCAUCAGAGUUGAGCGAAGAUACGUGAAAUGUGAAGGUGAAAAAGCUCAUGCAAAACCAGAAAUCGAGAAAAUCUUGACGAAUGCUGAUAAAAAAGUGAGAAAUGAAUUGAAUGUUGAGAGUCAAGUGAAAUUCUCCGAUCUGAGGGACUCGGGGGAUUUCGAUAGUUCAGAAAAAUCAGACGGUGGAAUUAAAUUGUUCAGACGACGUAAGAGCAGUUUUCAAGUCUGCGAUGAGUUUGUUCACAUUCCUGACACUCCGUCCAGAAGAAUAUCAACGGCUUCGAGUCACUCCACGUCUAGCAAUCCUGUCAUCAGUGGUGAUGAUUUUAUGGCUCCUUGUUUGAGUGAUUUGUACUCGACAACUACCGAAAAGAAUUAUGCGUCGCUUAUUAAUUUUGAAGAGACGAGAAAUUUUCAAAUUGAUAACGAACUGCAGUACUUAAAUAUUGGGGUCUGGGCCAAGUGUAGGGGCAGGGAGGUGCCUCCGAAGAUUAUUGGGUACAUCAAUACUCCUAUUAAGCUGAUUCUUGCUCAGUGCUCUACCAACACCACUGGGCAUUACUUGAAGUGUCAGGCUCUUCUGCCGCCAGACACCGCAUCGAGUUUCAACUCAAAACUACAGGGAUAUUCGGGUUUCGAUCCUACCCUCUGCUAUGGGGACAUCCUUCUAUCUUACGACUGGGUCUCCAGCGAACCGCAGAGAAGGACCACAAGUGCUGACGUCAAGAAAGAAACUGGAACACCGAAGCAUGUGCCGCAUAUUAGUGAAAUCGUGGAUAAAAAACCUCAUGAUUUCAUUCGGACGCAUUUUCAUCGAGCAACUCAUUGCGACUUUUGUUCGAAAAAGAUUUGGCUGAAAGACGCGGUACAAUGUCGUGACUGUGGAAUGGUGUGUCAUAAAAAGUGUGAAGCACGUUGCCAAGCGUCUGGCAAUUGUGGUGCAGAAGGCUUGGCGACAAUGGCCUUUGAGGUAGAGGAAGCUGAAACAGCAGUUAGCAUUGCUAGUGAUAUGGGACCGGAGAUAUCACUGACCAGUUGUGAAGAAAACGUUCAGGGAAUGAUGGCAGUCAAGGCCAGUAUAGCAAAUACACUGCUGGGAUUGAAGAAAGCCGGAAGCACCAGUUGUCUAGCACCACCGACCUCAGGGGGUGGUGGAGGAUCGCGAAGUCUACCCCCAAGUCCCUGCUCAUCCCGCAAGAAUUCACUGAUUGGAGGACUGGGCAUAAGUAGUGAGUUAUUUGAGGGUGCAGAGCCAAGCGUCGCAGCCCCCCUGAUUUCGGGUGAAUUAGAUGACGGCCUUAUGUCUCGUGCCAAAGAAACUGGAAAAUUUUUAUUCAAAGAUUUACACGCCGAGGAGAGAAUUGAGAAAAUUAAUUCAAUGAUGGGGAAAUUGAAAGCGGCACUUGACGUAGAAACUACCUCAAGAGUAGAACUAUCUCAGUCCACUGAUAUUGACAGUGUUAAAUUGAUAACGCAGAGUGACCUACGAGUCCAGGGACUAUCCGUGUUAUUAUUGCAUUACUGCGCUGGUUUGCAGCACGCCCAAGAGCUCCUGAAUCGGCCUGAAGUCAAAAGUGAAUCACAAAAAACAAAAAGAGAAUAAUUUUAACGAGAGGAAAAAUAAUUAUCCGUUGAAUUGCCUUAAAUUCUUUUCUAGCAGAAUUAUCAACAGAAUGGUCAAUAAUUAAGGCAAUUACUAUAGUUCAAUUUUUUAAUAUAAAGCUGCUACCAAUUCAAUUGUUACCGUUUCUGGUAUUCACAAAGGAAUGAUUAAUUCUUCUUUUUUAAUAACAUAAAUGUAGUUACGCAUUUUUUAUCUUUUUUGCUUCGAAAUAAUUGUACGAAUUUACACAUGCCAAUGUCUGCACAUGUCAAUUUUAAUAUAAUACUUGAUAUCAUAUUCGUAAUCAUGCACUGACCAAUAAAAUGAACAUUGGUACCGUAACUCUAGCGAAAAAAAAAUCAAAUUUCAAACUUGAAAAAAUUUUAAAAUGUCAUUUUAACAAUUAAUCAGAGAACACCAAACGUAAGACUCACAGAUGAUGUUCACGCGGACGUCUUAGAUGUUAUGAGGUUGUGAUAAAAAAAAUAGAUGAAUAACAGAUAUAUUUAAAAGAUUUGACAACAUCCAGAUACUGUACCGAUGAUCGACGUAAUUAUGGAAUUAUUAUCGAUAUACAAUAACGAUAUUUAUGCUUAAUGUUAUUUAUGAGGAUGUAUAUGGUGCUUUAACCGUACUGGCCAUUCAAAUAGCCAACGAAACGAAGGAAUAUGAGUUAUUAUCAACUUUAUAUGUUAGAAUGAAAAAUCAAAAAGCAAAAAUUAUUAUAAAUUGCGCACUAAAAUUGUUUACUCGGAAUGAUGUAUCAUUAUUGGAGUGUAUCGUUAUUUUGUUGUAAUUCAAUAAAAUAAUUAGAUUCGAAAAGUA
Molecule: messenger RNA, 4507 nt
Organism: Diachasmimorpha longicaudata
Lineage: Eukaryota; Metazoa; Arthropoda; Insecta; Hymenoptera; Braconidae
Gene: Pdzd8
Product: PDZ domain-containing protein 8
Exons: 9
Coding region: 821-3682 (953 amino acids)
Biological process (GO): mitochondrial calcium ion homeostasis
Cellular component (GO): mitochondria-associated endoplasmic reticulum membrane contact site
Molecular function (GO): lipid binding; protein binding
Source: RefSeq, a predicted model, not a curated record